GGUCGGUGCCUCAGCUCCUCAGGAGAGAUGAAGAAAACCCUGCAGGAUGAGAUUGAAGCCAUUCUUAGGGAGAGGAUUAUGGUGCUAGAUGGUGGAAUGGGGACCAUGAUCCAGCAGUAUAAACUAAGUGAAGAAAGUUUCCAAGGUCAAGAAUUUAAAGAUCAUACCAGACCACUGAAAGGCAACAAUGACAUCUUAAGUAUAACCCAACCUGAUAUUAUAUGCCAAAUUCAUAAGAAAUACUUGCUGGCUGGAGCAGACAUCAUUGAAACCAACACUUUCAGCAGCACUAGUAUUGCCCAAGCUGACUAUGGCCUUGAACACUUGGCCUACCGGAUGAACAAGUGCUCUGCAGAUGUGGCCAGAAGAGCCGCUGAGGAGAUAACUCUGCAGACAGGAAUCAAGAGGUUUGUGGCUGGAGCCCUGGGUCCAACUAAUAAGACACUUUCUGUCUCCCCAUCUGUGGAAAGACCGGAUUAUAGGAACAUCACAUUUGAUGAACUUGUUGAAGCAUACCAGGAGCAGGCCAAAGGACUGCUGGAUGGUGAUGUUGAUAUCUUACUCAUUGAAACUAUUUUUGAUACAGCCAAUGCCAAAGCUGCCUUGUUUGCGCUCCAGAAACUCUUUGAAGAGAAUUAUGCUGCUCCCCGGCCUAUCUUUAUUUCUGGAACCAUUGUUGAUAAAAGUGGACGGACUCUUUCUGGCCAAACCGUAGAGGCAUUUGUCAUCAGCGUGUCUCAUUCAGACCCACUGUGCAUUGGAUUAAAUUGUGCUCUGGGUGCAGCUGAAAUGAGGCCUUUCAUUGAAACAAUUGGAAAAUGUACAACAGCCUACGUCCUCUGUUACCCAAAUGCAGGUCUUCCCAAUACUUUUGGUGACUAUGAUGAAACACCGUCCAUGAUGGCCAGUCACCUAAAGGACUUUGCUAUGGAUGGCCUGGUGAAUAUAGUUGGUGGUUGCUGUGGUUCCACACCUGAUCAUAUCAGGGAAAUUGCUGAAGCGGUGAAAAAUUGUAAGCCUAGAGUUCCACCUGCUAGUGUUUUUGAAGGACAUAUGUUACUAUCUGGUCUAGAGCCCUUCAGGAUUGGACCAUACACCAACUUCGUUAACAUUGGAGAGCGCUGUAACGUGGCAGGAUCCAAGAAGUUUGCUAAACUCAUCAUGGCAGGAAACUAUGAUGAAGCCCUGAGCAUUGCCAAAGUACAGGUGGAAAUGGGAGCUCAGGUGCUAGAUAUCAACAUGGAUGAUGGCAUGCUGGAUGGUCCCAGUGCAAUGACCAGAUUUUGCAACUUUAUCGCCUCUGAGCCUGACAUCGCCAAGGUGCCUCUGUGCAUUGACUCUUCCAGUUUUGCUGUGAUUGAAGCGGGGUUGAAGUGCUGCCAAGGGAAGUGCAUAGUCAAUAGCAUCAGUCUGAAGGAGGGCGAGGAGGACUUCUUGGAGAAGGCCAGGAAGAUUAAGAAGUUUGGAGCUGCUGUGGUAGUCAUGGCUUUUGAUGAGGAAGGACAGGCAACAGAAACAGAUGUUAAAAUCAGUGUGUGCACCCGAGCCUACCAUCUACUUGUAGGAAAACUGGGUUUCAAUCCAAAUGACAUCAUCUUUGACCCCAACAUUCUUACCAUUGGUACUGGAAUGGAAGAACAUAACUUGUAUGCUAUCAAUUUUAUUCAUGCAACAAGAAUCAUUAAAGAAACAUUACCAGGAGUCAGAAUAAGUGGAGGUCUUUCUAAUUUGUCCUUCUCCUUUCGAGGGAUGGAAGCCAUUCGAGAAGCAAUGCACGGUGUUUUCCUUUACCAUGCAAUCAAGUUUGGUAUGGACAUGGGGAUAGUCAAUGCAGGCAACCUCCCUGUGUAUGAUGAUAUCCAAAAGGACCUUCUUCAGCUCUGUGAAGACCUCAUCUGGAACAAAGACUCUGAAGCUACUGAGAAACUCUUACGAUAUGCCCAGACUCAUGGCAAAGGAGGGAAGAAAGUCAUCCAGACAGAUGAGUGGAGGAAUGGCUCCAUUGAAGAGCGUCUUGAGUAUGCUCUCGUGAAGGGCAUUGAAAAGCACAUUGUUGAAGAUACUGAAGAGGCCAGGUUAAACCGGGAAAAAUACCCCCGACCUCUGAAUAUAAUUGAAGGGCCUCUAAUGAAUGGCAUGAAAGUGGUUGGUGAUCUUUUUGGAGCUGGAAAAAUGUUUCUACCUCAGGUUAUAAAGUCAGCCCGUGUCAUGAAGAAGGCUGUUGGACACCUUAUCCCUUUCAUGGAAAAAGAGAGAGAAGAAGCUAGAAUGCUCAAUGGUUCUGUUGAAGACGAGGACCCUUACCAAGGCACCAUUGUGCUGGCCACUGUUAAAGGUGAUGUGCAUGACAUAGGCAAGAAUAUAGUUGGUGUGGUGCUGGGCUGCAAUAAUUUCAGAGUUAUUGAUUUAGGAGUCAUGACUCCCUGUGAUAAGAUACUUCAAGCAGCUCUGGACCACAAAGCAGACAUAAUUGGCUUGUCAGGACUCAUCACUCCAUCCCUGGAUGAAAUGAUUUUUGUUGCCAAGGAAAUGGAGAGGUUGGCUAUAAAGAUUCCAUUGUUGAUAGGAGGAGCAACCACGUCAAAAACCCACACAGCAGUUAAAAUAGCACCACGAUACAGUGCGCCUGUAAUCCAUGUCCUGGAUGCAUCCAAGAGUGUGGUGGUGUGUUCUCAGCUGUUAGAUGAAAAUCUGAAAGAUGACUUCAUUGAAGAAAUACUAGAAGAGUAUGAAGACAUUAGACAGGAACACUAUGAGUCUAUCAAGGAGAGAAAAUACUUAUCCCUAAGUCAAGCCAGAAAAAAUGGUUUCCACAUUGAUUGGCUGUCUGAACCUCACCCAGUGAAGCCCACCUUUAUUGGGACCCAGGUUUUUGAAGACUAUAACCUACAAAAGCUAGUGGACUACAUUGACUGGAAACCUUUCUUCGAUGUCUGGCAGCUCCGUGGCAAGUACCCAAAUCGAGGCUUCCCCAAGAUAUUUAACGACAAAACAGUAGGUAAAGAAGCCAGGAAGGUAUAUGAUGAUGCUCAGAAUAUGCUGAACAUAUUGAUAAGUCAGAAGAAACUCCAGGCCAGGGGUGUGGUUGGAUUUUGGCCAGCACAGAGUGUUCAAGAUGAUAUCCACUUGUAUGCAGAGGGUGUGGUGCCCCAGGCUUCAGAGCCCAUAGCCACCUUCUAUGGGCUGCGGCAGCAGGCUGAAAAGGACUCUUCCAGCACAGACCCCUACCAUUGCCUCUCAGACUUCAUUGCUCCUCUGCAUUCUGGUGUCCGAGACUACUUGGGUCUGUUUGCUGUUGCCUGCUUUGGGGUUGAAGAACUGAGUAAGGCCUAUGAGGAUGAUGGCGAUGACUACAGCAGCAUCAUGGUGAAGGCAUUGGGAGACCGGCUGGCAGAGGCUUUUGCAGAGGAGCUCCAUGAGAGAGUUCGCCGAGAACUGUGGGCCUACUGUAGUAAUGAGCUGUUGGGUGUCACAGACUUGCGCAAACUCCGGUAUGAGGGCAUCCGGCCAGCUCCUGGUUACCCCAGCCAGCCUGACCAUACCGAGAAACUCACCAUGUGGAGACUGGCCAACAUUGAGCAGGCCACAGGCAUCAGGUUGACAGACUCCUUGGCAAUGACACCUGCUUCAGCAGUGUCGGGACUCUACUUCUCCAAUGUAAAGUCCAAAUAUUUUGCUGUGGGGAAAGUUUCGAAGGAUCAGAUUGAGGAUUAUGCUUUGAGGAAGAACAUGCCUGUGGCAGAGGUGGAGAGAUGGCUUGGCCCCAUUCUGGGAUAUGAUACAGACUGACUUCUUUCUCUCUCACACACUCCUUUUCUUCUUUUUCUUUAAAACCCUUAUAUUUGCUGACCUCAAGGGGAUACAAGCCAGAGUGCCUUAGAAA
This is a messenger RNA of Phodopus roborovskii (desert hamster), 3883 nucleotides long. It is a transcript of the gene Mtr, whose product is annotated as 5-methyltetrahydrofolate-homocysteine methyltransferase. Gene Ontology annotation, biological process: pteridine-containing compound metabolic process. Gene Ontology annotation, molecular function: methionine synthase activity; cobalamin binding; zinc ion binding. NCBI's taxonomy places the organism in Eukaryota, Metazoa, Chordata, Mammalia, Rodentia, Cricetidae. The coding region runs from base 28 to 3789 and encodes 1253 amino acids. The record is from RefSeq and is a predicted model, not a curated record. The transcript is spliced from 33 exons.